Messenger RNA from Eurytemora carolleeae, 1808 nucleotides. RefSeq lists its product as uncharacterized. Gene Ontology annotation, biological process: sensory perception of taste. The transcript is spliced from 3 exons. Gene Ontology annotation, cellular component: membrane. The coding region runs from base 544 to 1515 and encodes 323 amino acids. NCBI's taxonomy places the organism in Eukaryota, Metazoa, Arthropoda, Copepoda, Calanoida, Temoridae. The record is from RefSeq and is a predicted model, not a curated record.
CCUGUAUAGUUUGCUGUCAAACACAAACAUUAAUUCUUACUGAAUACCUAUAAAGUUCAGAGAUUAAAUAUUAGAGCUUCAUCUUUUAUACACUGUACACAUUGACCAAUCAGAGAGCAGUAGCACAAACAAUCUGCUGUCGCUCAGCCGUUUUUCGUGGAUUUCUCAAUCAAUAGCUUUUAUACUAGGAAAUCAAGUCCAGGAUAGGGCUGGGCGUUGUUUCUGGGGAACAACCGUUCAUUUACAAGAACAAACGGAAUUAUCAAGAACAAUCACAUUGUUCCAAAAAAAAGAAAUAAAAAUAUUGGAAAAAUUAGUAAAAGAACGGAACGGAAAGGAAAUUGCUUGAAAAGAAUGUCAAAAUCAGGAAAGUGAUCUUAUGGUCAAGAACACUUUCUAAGUCCAGCACACAUUUAAAAUCAGGAAUGUGUUCUAAAUCAUCUAAAUAUAAUCAAAAGACUUUUUAAUAAGAUCGCCUCAAUCAUUUAUAAGCUGUGACCUAACUCAGGUUCCCAUAGUUUUUAAGCAUAAUCAGGACCCAUCAUGCAGACUUCUAGAUCAUUUUUUAGCUCGGUCUUUGCAUGCCUUGCCUUCUGUAGAAUAAUUUUACCAUUGAAUUAUAAUCUAAAAGAUGUGUUGCUUCAUGUAGCAUGGAUUACAUCUGGAUUUAUCAGUUCCGUAGUCAUGGUAUUUAAUGAUGUUUAUAUCCUUGACUUAAAGCAUGUUAAUCCUCGUGAGCUGUCCUACAUCUGUUCAGACAUAUUUGGAAUUCUCAUGACUACAUUUCCAUACCCCACAAUGGCUUACUUUGUAUUAAAAAAUGACUACAUGAUGAGGGACAAGAAUCUUGGUAAACCAAAACAAUUUUGGUUAUUCUUAGCAACUGUUAUUCUUCAGAUGAUAUCUCUAGGUUUACUAUUGUACACCUAUGCCCCAGGUUAUAAAAUCCAUGCUGCCAUUUGUAUGAUAUUUGUAGACUUUAACCUCCUCAUUGUAGAAACUACAACAACCCUGCUGAUUGGAAUCUCAACAGCAAGAUUCUGUAAAAAAGUUUCUGAAUUAGCAUCAGAUUCAGAUCCACUCUUGAUUCUGGAGCAAAAUGUUGAGGUUCUUAUCAAAGCUUUUACACAAUUGAAGCAGGGAGCAGAAUCUGUUCUUUUUGUAACAUUUGGUAUUGAGACUGUUUAUUUCAUUUUUCUCUGCUACAUGGUUCGAAUGAAUCAAGAAAUGGCUCCUUAUGUAUUGUUUGUAGUACUUAAACUCACUUAUGUUGCAUUUGCUUUGGAAAACUGUUACAAAAAUUACAAAUCACUUAUCAGAAUGCUUAGAAAAAAGUUGUCAGUAUCUGAUGUAAGCUAUCAAGAAGAGAAGAGGCUGCUGGAUUUGAUCUAUCAAGUCCAAGAGGAAUCACCAUUUACAGCUCUUGGAUUCUUUGAUGUAGACCGCAGCACACUCACUUCUAUUCUAGCAACUUCAGCUACAUAUAUUAUUAUUCUUCUGCAGUUUGAUCAAUAGGACGAUACCAAGAAUGUGGACCAUGGAUGUUCCAUCGAGACAGCUGAAAACAUCAAAGGCAAAAAAAAUUCUGAAAAUUCCAUGUUUACAGGGACCUUUGCCAAGUGUUCCCAAGACCAAUUUUGCCCACAAAACAAACAAAGCACAGCAAGAUAUGUUUUGCAGGCAAAAUUUAUUAAAAACUUUGCAAAGCAGGUUGGUCUGUUAGAUUAUAUAAUCUAGAUUUGAAAUAUUAUGCAGGUUGCAAAAACACUUUGAGGAAGACUUGAUUCCUUUCAUGUUAAUUAUAACUA